AAAUAGAAAACCCCACAAAAAAUGUAAAUGAGGAAAAACCCAAACCCAAAGGUGCUCUGCUCUGUGCCUAUCAUUGCGUAGAGACUAGAAACAGAGAAAAUGAAUAGCAAUAGCAAUGAGAUAGUGAAGCUGAGCUCUUCAAGCUCCGAAUUGGAAUUGGACUUGGAUCGACCCAACCUCGAAGACUAUCUCCCUUCCGGAUCCUCCAUCCAAGAGCCCCGCGGCAAGCUCCGACUCCGUGAUUUGCUUGACAUUUCUCCUACCUUAACUGAGGCUGCUGGUGCCAUUAUCGAUGACUCAUUUACACGAUGCUUCAAGUCGAAUUCUCCGGAACCGUGGAAUUGGAAUGUGUAUUUGUUUCCGUUAUGGUGUUGUGGGGUUGUAAUUCGAUAUUUCAUUCUAUUCCCUGUGAGGGUUCUAAUAUUGACAAUUGGAUGGAUAAUAUUCCUUUCAUCUUAUAUUCCUGUACACUUCCUGCUAAAAGGGCAUGACAAGUUGAGAAAAAAGAUUGAGAGGUCUUUGGUGGAGUUAAUUUGCAGUUUCUUUGUUGCAUCAUGGACUGGGGUUGUAAAAUACCAUGGGCCACAGCCUAGCAUGCGGCCUAAGCAGGUUUUUGUGGCCAAUCACACCUCCAUGAUUGAUUUCAUCAUCCUAGAACAGAUGACUGCAUUUGCUGUUAUUAUGCAGAAGCAUCCUGGAUGGGUUGGACUCUUGCAAAGCACCAUAUUAGAGAGCGUAGGAUGUAUCGAGUUCAAUCGUUCUGAGGCAAAGGAUCGUGAAAUUGUAGCAAAGAAGUUGAGAGAUCACGUUCAAGGCGCUGAAAAUAACCCUCUUCUCAUAUUUCCGGAGGGAACUUGUGUAAAUAAUCACUACACUGUUAUGUUCAAGAAGGGUGCAUUUGAACUUGGCUGCACUGUUUGCCCAGUUGCUAUUAAGUACAACAAAAUAUUCGUUGAUGCUUUUUGGAACAGCAGGAAGCAAUCCUUCACAAUGCAUCUGCUGCAGCUUAUGACAUCCUGGGCUGUUGUGUGUGAUGUUUGGUACUUGGAGCCACAAAAUAUAAAACCUGGAGAGACAGCCAUAGAGUUUGCAGAGAGGGUAAGGGACAUAAUAUCUGUUAGAGCAGGUCUCAAAAAGGUUCCUUGGGAUGGAUAUCUAAAGUACUCUCGCCCUAGUCCAAAACAUAGAGAACAGAAGCAACAAAGCUUUUCCGAGUCCAUGCUGCGACGCUUGGAGGAGAAGUAAUACACGUAUAUAUUUUGUUUAAUUUUUUACUUGUACCCUUUUUGAGAUAUAGAGUCACUAUUUUUGUGUUGUUUUCGAUAAACUAGUUGGAUACCCAUAUAUGAGGGAUUUUAGACUGACUGUGUGCAAAAUGUGCGGGGAUUUUAGAGUUUAGAUUGAUCGUGCAAAAUAAUAUUUAGUUUUUCAACUUUGCUAAAAAUGUUGUAAUUGAGUUCUGGUAAGAAGCUUUAACAAUUCUAUUCUACCUGGCCUGGAAAAAUUCUUAUUUUGCAUAAUAGUUUUGCAAUGGAAUUGUAAUUUUCUUCA
This is a messenger RNA of Quercus lobata, 1551 nucleotides long. Its product is annotated as glycerol-3-phosphate acyltransferase 9. The transcript is spliced from 12 exons. Gene Ontology annotation, biological process: triglyceride biosynthetic process. Gene Ontology annotation, cellular component: endoplasmic reticulum. The record is from RefSeq and is a predicted model, not a curated record. NCBI's taxonomy places the organism in Eukaryota, Viridiplantae, Streptophyta, Magnoliopsida, Fagales, Fagaceae. Bases 100 to 1245 code for a protein of 381 amino acids. Gene Ontology annotation, molecular function: glycerol-3-phosphate O-acyltransferase activity.